CGCGGCCCUUGAAACUAUGUCUAGAAUGAUCAAGGGAAAAGGUAAGAUGUCAGUUGAGGAGGAGGCUAGGGGGAAAGGAAAGGUAGAACCCCAAGGAAAAAUUAAUGAAGGAUGCAAUGAAGGAAGCUGAAGUGACGCCGGAGACGCCCGGGAGUUCUAAGAAAGAAUCUGAGAGACCAGCAGAAAAGAAAGAAGAAGCCAAGAAGGAAGAACCGGUUAAGGAGGUAGAAAAACCGAAGAGAAAGGAAAAGGUGAAAAUGAAACUGCCGUUCACCUACAACAACAAGAAAGAUGAAAACUUGUUGUUGUGGAUCGCAGAGAUCCAGACUUAUUGCGGCACCGCUCCAGUUGAGCCUAAGAGUCAGGUGGCCUUCUCGACGUCAUGUUUGGGAGGAGUGGCCAAGGAGUGGGUGUUGUCCGAAGCCAACGUUGGUUUCGAAGAUAUCAGUGAGCGGGCUAAGACCCCAAACCUCAAGCAAUUUCUCCAAAAGAUAAAGGAGAGAUUCUUGGACAAGACGACGACCGAUAAGGCCUUUGACGAAUUCACCACGAUAGGGCAGAAACGUUGGUCUUCCGUUGAUGCAUUGUCUCGUGAAGUGGACCGUCUUUUGCAAGUACCUGGACUGAAUUUGCAAGACAACCAGGUCUUGUAUAUCUACUCACGAGCUUUGCCCGAGCGAAUUCGCGGACAGCUCGUGGCCGAGACCAAGUUUGGUAAGUACAACUAUCGGCAGUUUCGCGAUCUCGCUCUCCAACGAGAGCAGAUGACCGUACAAGUGAAAGGUUCAUAUGCUUCGGUAGUAAAGUCUAGACCGGUCAGUGGGUACGGUAAGCGGGUCCGCCAGGACCACAUGUUAGUUGUCUUUGAUGGUGAUACUGCGAAAAAGUUACCCCUCCACGAGUAUGAGGGAGGAGGAGGUAAUGGCGACAGCGAGUCCAGGAAGGGUGACAUCGUUGUCGUAAUGGCUAACAAGGGACGCCAAGGCCAAUGGAAGAAGAAGAGGAGGCCACACUCGUUUCCCGAGCACCCCGGCAUCGUGUUCGGGAAGCCCUGGGAAAAGAUGGGGAUGACACGUGAGGAAUGGCAGUCCAAAAUGGACAACCGCCAGUGCCUAAAGUGUGGGACCAUGGGGCAUGUGAUAGUCUGGUGCCCACUAAUUCGUAACCCAAAAGUGAGCAGCCAGUAGGAGUAGCAUCUGCUCCUACUGGGUCGAGGGGUUUAGACCAAAGUAAAGGUAAGGCGCCUAC
This is a messenger RNA of Chara braunii, 1248 nucleotides long. NCBI's taxonomy places the organism in Eukaryota, Viridiplantae, Streptophyta, Charophyceae, Charales, Characeae. The record is from the annotation of a GenBank genome assembly.